Eimeria tenella is the source of this 339-nucleotide messenger RNA. RefSeq lists its product as uncharacterized. Lineage: Eukaryota; Apicomplexa; Conoidasida; Eucoccidiorida; Eimeriidae. The record is from RefSeq and is a predicted model, not a curated record. Bases 1 to 339 code for a protein of 112 amino acids. The transcript has a single exon.
AUGAUUUGCUUCUGCUUCUGUCAUCUGCUGCUCACCACACACACGCAGCAGCGCCGGGGGCCCCACAGGGUCUGCAGCAGCAGCAGCAGCAGCAGCAGCACAUGGAGCCCGAAGAAGGGGAACAGUUCUACAGCUUCACCACAGCCAAUGGGGCCACAGAAAACUCCUCAGGGGGCCCCCCCCUCAGCAGCUCGGGGGGCCCCCUGCACACCUUGGGGGCCCCCCCUUCUGUCUCUGCUGCAGCAACUUUUGCUUCCAACUACUCAGGCUUGUCCACGCCUCCCGCGAGCCUCUACGCAGCAGCAGGCGAGGAGCAGCAGCAGCAGCAGGGUCUUGUGA